CGCAGAAACCCUAGAAGGCCACACUAGCUCUCCGCCGCCGCAGCCGCCGCCGCCGCUCGUCGAGCUCUCCCCCCUCUACCAUCCAGGAUGAAGUUCGUUUCUGCCUACCUUAUGGCCGUUCUGGCUGGCAACUCCAACCCCACCGCGGAGGAUCUGACAGCUAUUCUGGAGUCAGUUGGUUGUGAAAUCGACAGUGAAAAGAUGGAACUCCUGUUGUCUCAAGUGAGUGGUAGGGACAUCACUGAGCUCAUCGCUUCUGGGAGGGAGAAGUUUGCUUCAGUUCCAUCUGGUGGUGGUGCAGCUGUUGCUGUUGCUGCUCCUGCUAGCGGUGGUGCUGGUGGUGCUCCUGCAGCUGAGGCGAAGAAAGAAGAGAAGGUGGAAGAGAAGGAAGAAAGUGAUGAUGACAUGGGCUUCAGUUUGUUUGACUGAGGGAUGCGGUCGCCUCACCUAUCGUCAGGAAACUUAGAUUGAUGAUGCUUGGGAUUUUACUUUUCUUUAGUCAAGUUGAAAACACUCUUGAGGAAAGACUAUGCUUCCUACUAUGUUUUGACAUGUAGUAAUGCAGCCAUAGGUUGCUGGUUAUGUUACUGGUGAACCAUGCUUUUGCUAUCGAAAUUCAAUGCUUAAUGGAGGAUAAAUGUGCCCGGCAGUAGUA
This is a messenger RNA of Oryza brachyantha (malo sina), 655 nucleotides long. Its product is annotated as 60S acidic ribosomal protein P2A-like. NCBI's taxonomy places the organism in Eukaryota, Viridiplantae, Streptophyta, Magnoliopsida, Poales, Poaceae. Gene Ontology annotation, molecular function: structural constituent of ribosome. The record is from RefSeq and is a predicted model, not a curated record. Gene Ontology annotation, biological process: cytoplasmic translational elongation. The transcript is spliced from 4 exons. Gene Ontology annotation, cellular component: ribosome; cytosolic large ribosomal subunit. Bases 88 to 429 code for a protein of 113 amino acids.